This is a messenger RNA of Adineta ricciae, 711 nucleotides long. Lineage: Eukaryota; Metazoa; Rotifera; Eurotatoria; Adinetida; Adinetidae. The record is from the annotation of a GenBank genome assembly.
AUGAUGAAUAUCAAAAACGGAACUCGCCUAAACGGAACAGUCAAUUGUUCAUCCGAUGCUUUAUUUACUUUCGAUGUUACAACUGUGUUCAAUAAUAUCAUACGUAAAGAUACAGCGAAUACUUUAUUUGUUACAGUUUAUUGGCUAAGCAUCAUAGUAGCUGUAUUUCUCAAUAUAGUCGGAAUAAGUCAAGCUAUCAUUGAUCACUGUACAUAUGAUGACUCCAAAGGAUCAAACUGGUGUUUAAAAUCGAUACUUUCGAUAGGUUCGCAACUUCUUCAAAAAGGUUCCUUCAUUUUUCCAACGUAUUUCAUUGGCAUUUUUAAUUACACUCAAGUAUGUUUAAACCAUCAUACGAAAGAAUCCUUGUUUAUACUUCAUCAUACUUAUAUCGGCAUUGCAAUCUCGCUGAUUAGCAUGAUUUAUCUGAUCAUUUGGACAUUAGCCUGUUGUGAUACUCGUCGAAACAUACGUAAUGAUAAUAUUCUAUGGGUAAAACUUCUCGAAACAUUGACUUGUGAAAAUGAGUUAGCAUGUGGAAUCGUAACCAUUUUAUUAUGUUUACCGGUGAUUCCAUUAGGCGUCUACGGUGUAUUCGUAUGGAUUACAUCUUUAAUGGAAUCACUAUUGAAAAUCAAAGCUAUUUUGAUAAGCAGUAACUUGUUAAUUGGCAUCACCUAUGAAAUAACCAAACAUUGUAGAUAUGAGUGA